This is a messenger RNA of Colletotrichum karsti, 519 nucleotides long. RefSeq lists its product as uncharacterized. The transcript has a single exon. The record is from RefSeq and is a predicted model, not a curated record. Gene Ontology annotation, cellular component: endoplasmic reticulum membrane. NCBI's taxonomy places the organism in Eukaryota, Fungi, Ascomycota, Sordariomycetes, Glomerellales, Glomerellaceae. Gene Ontology annotation, biological process: vacuolar proton-transporting V-type ATPase complex assembly. The coding region runs from base 1 to 519 and encodes 172 amino acids.
AUGGCGGACUUCGUCGUCAGACUCUGGGAGUCCAUCUUCACCCCCGGCACGACCCCCACCCUCCUGCUCGCUACCAACGCCAGCUUCGCCGCCCUCGAAUCCCUCCUCGUCAUCCUGUUCGCGGCCACCCGGAACAUGCAUUUCGCGGCACUCUUCACCAUAGCAGGCGGCCUGUGGUAUAGCAUCAACUGGUUCGUCCGAGAGCUGGCCAAACACGCAGCGGAGGAGGAGGAAAAGAAGCGCGCCGCCGAGUCGUCCACGGAGGUCGCGCCCCCUAGGACGACGGACGAUAGCGACACCGAAGUCGAGGGGGCGGCGGGCGGUCGUAAGAAGAGGGCUGUCAAGCCCGUCAGUGGGAGCAGCCAGGUCGAGACGGAGGAGCAGAGGCAGGAGGCGGACUUGAGGCAUCGGGUGGCGGCCGCCGAGUCUGCUUCCGAGAGCAAGAACGAAGAGUCGAGCGUCAGCACCGAGGACGAGUGGGAGAAGGUCUCCGAGGCGGAGAACGAGAAAGAGAAGUAG